UAGCUUGUAAACAUUCCAACAUGGACACAGGGUCAAAUUCCAGAUUGCAUUUUUCUUGUGGCUCUGUGAACUCAGCACUACAACUCAACAGUCUGUGACCAACAGAGAACAGAGAACCAUUGAUGGUAAUGUUUCAUAAUGUCUCCAGCCUCUUACACAGCAGCACACUUGAUCCCACCUUACACUCUGUCCCGGCUGGCCCGAAACUGGCUGGAAGAGGACACACCAAACUUUGACCCAGCAGGAGUGUGCGUGGGGUCACAGGAGGUUGAAGCCAAGUUGCUGUGUAAAACGCCACACAGCGUCCUGGCAGGGAGCCCCUUCUUCACAGCAGUGUUCACUGAGGUCGGCUGCACAGUGGACUGGAUUUACCAGGAGGGAGCAGAGAUCGGUCCAGAUGCCAUUACACUGACUGCUGUGGUGAGAGGCCCAGCAAGGUGCCUUCUCCUUGGGGAAAGGCCAGCUCUCAACUGCCUGGCCCGGGCCUCAGGUAUCGCGACUCGCUGUUCUCGACUCCGGGUGAUGGCAACAGCUAGAGGCUGGCAUGGAGAGGUGGCUGGCACACGCAAAACAACCCCGGGCUUUCGUUUGGUGGAGAAGUAUGCCAUGCUGGUUGGUGGCGUGUCCAUGCACAGACAAGACCUGAGUGGAAUGGUGAUGCUGAAGGACAACCAUAUCUGGGCAUCAGGAAGUAUCACACAGGCUUUGAAAGCUGCCCGGUCAGUGUGUGGCUUCAGCAGUAAGAUCGAGGUGGAGUGCCGCUCUGCAGAAGAGGCCAGAGAGGCAGCUGAAGCGGGAGCAGAUAUUGUUAUGCUGGACAAUUUUCAACCUCAGGAGCUCCAUGUUGUGGCUCGAGCACUGAAGAAGGACUUCCCAUCUCCACUGAUAGAAGCCAGUGGAGGAGUGACUCCUGAGAACCUGGACAUGUAUUUCUCCCCCCAUGUGGACAUCAUUUCCAUGGGCUGCAUAACACAGGGCUGCCCAGUUGUGGACUUUUCUCUCAAGGUUCAAAAGCCUGCCCCAGGAAUGAGAAAUAAGAUGGAGAAGAGAGAAGAGAAACUAGACUGUAUUUAUUUUUCUUCAAUAGAGGAACUGCAGUCACAAGCUGAAACUAACAAAGACGUUUUGCACAAAUACAGAAUAAAAGAAAAUUAAUUAAAUGAAGCUAAUAUCAUAGGUUGGCAUGCAACGUAUUAUAUGGUCUAGUUUGGAUGCAGCAGGUCAAUGCUCCACUAGUGUGCAUUUAGUGGCCUCUUUCUUGGGUACACAUACACAGUCUAAUGCAAUCCAAUGUAAAAGCUCUGCCAUAGCAUCUAACUUUAUAAAGCUCAUAGUGGUCAUGUUUUUGUUACUACCACUGGAUAUAUUAAUUUUAUUAUAUUUUUAUUUAGAUAUGUUAAUUUGAUUGAAAAUAUUGUCCACUCUAAAGGGUAAAGGU
This is a messenger RNA of Scatophagus argus, 1438 nucleotides long. RefSeq names its product nicotinate-nucleotide pyrophosphorylase [carboxylating]-like. Gene Ontology annotation, biological process: quinolinate catabolic process; NAD+ biosynthetic process. The coding region runs from base 139 to 1155 and encodes 338 amino acids. Gene Ontology annotation, cellular component: cytoplasm. Gene Ontology annotation, molecular function: nicotinate-nucleotide diphosphorylase (carboxylating) activity. Lineage: Eukaryota; Metazoa; Chordata; Actinopteri; Scatophagidae. The transcript has 5 exons. The record is from RefSeq and is a predicted model, not a curated record.